AUGCAGCCAACAAUUGUUAUUGAUCCAUCACAUAAAAACAGAUUAUUCCAUAAUGAAAGAGGUACAAUAUUUUCUACAAAACCAAAUGAUUCAUUAGUAGGAUAUUUACAAAAUUCUAGAAAUUAUAUGACAGAACAACGAAUACAAAUAAGGUUGGCUCGUGAAGUUAACAUUUUGAAAAGUGGCAUAGAGAGUUGUAAAUUCGUCGUUGUUCAUAAUGAAGGAAAUAGUACAUCAAAAAGGAGAAAAGAAAUUAAAAAAGUAAUACCUCCAGGAUGUAUUGAACGAGAUGCUAAUGGCAAAGUAAUUAAAGGGGAUGUUCGUGGGCUUGUUGAAUGUUUUUGUAGUGAAGAACAAAAUGGAAUGAUGAAAGCAUUUAUUUGGACAUACACAGGUUUUUGUUCUACACAAGAAAUGUUAGAAGCUAUGAUUGAAAGAUAUGAAGUAGGAUGUAAUGAUGAUUCUAAAACAAGUUUAUUGAUUAGAGCAAGGGUAAUUAGUGCAGUUAAAUAUUGGAUUGAAAAUAUUUGGGGAGUUAUUAAAGAAAAUGAAAGUUCGGUUAAUGAUAUUGUUAAUAAAUUAUUAAAUUUACUUAAAAGUUAUGGAAUGAUACGAGAACAUCAUUUAAUUAAACAGUGCUAUCAAAGAAUUAUGAAUGAUGUUGAAGUUGAAUAUGUUCAAUGUCAAAAGAAUGUAGAACAACCGAUUCCUUCAUUAAAUAAAAUUAUUGGACGAACAUUAAAUCCAACUAUUUUUCAGUCAAUACAUCCAAUAGAAUAUGCUCGUCAAAUAACUCUUAUUGUUUCAGAUAUGUUUAGAAGAAUUAGGUUAUAUGAAAUGUUGAUGUGGUCAAACGGGGAGAAAGAAAGCUGUCAAAGUAUUAUUUACGCACAAACAUUUUUUAAUGGACUUCAAAACCAUUUCACCAGAAUGAUUCUUAAUGAAACUGAAACAAAUAAAAGAGCAGCGAUUAUAGAAAGACUUAUCCGUGUAGCUGAUUAUUGUUUUGAAUAUCAUAAUUUUGACACACUAUUAUGUGUUCUUCUUCUUUUUAAUACAUCAGCCAUUCAUCGUUUAAAAAGGUCAUUUGAUUCAAUAAGUGGAGAGAGUAAAAAGGUAUUAAAUAAGUUAAUUCCUAUUGCUUGCCCAGAUAAAAACUGGAAUGUUUUAAGAGAAGAAUCACGUCAAUUAGUUGGUAAACCAAUAGUACCAUAUAUUGGCUUAAUAUUGAGUGAUCUUACUUUUACUAAUUUUGGUAACAAAACCAAAGAAAAUGAAAUGAUUAAUUUUAGUAAGUGUAGACAAAUUGCACACAUACUAGAACAAGUUAUGUUUAUGCAUCAACAAACAUACGCUCAAUUGAUCAUUAAAAAUAUAGAAAUUCAAGCAGCAAUAAUCUCUGAUUCAAGGUAUGAAGUAACUAUUAGUGAUAAAGAAGCAUUUGAUUUGUCUUUAAAAAUUGAACCACGAACUUCGUCUAUUGUUCCAUUAUCAGCAGGAUGUACACGAUUAACUUUACAUUACCCAGGAAAAGAAUUAGUAGUUGUUGCAGCUAAAGAUGCAAAUGUAUUAAUUUCUCAAAUGUUCUGGGAUGCAAUGGGUGUUGAUGUUUCUAAAUGUCAAAUAUAUAUUUUUUAUACUGGAAAUAGUAUUAACGAAUCAAUGAGCCCAUCUUCUCCUGUUGGAAGAAUCAAAAUAGCAGUAAAAGAAACUGAAGUAAUUGUUACUGCAUUACAAAAAGUAUUAUAUGUUAAUUUGAUAAUGGAGUAUAAUAGAGAAAUAUGUAAAACAACUAUCCCAUUAGACCCAACCCUUCCUUUAAAUCAAUUACAACCAAUUCUUCAAACAUUUACAGUAAUACCAUCAUACCCUAUCUUACUUAAAGGAGAAAAAGUUAUAGGUUGUAUGUGUCCAUCAUUAUCGUUAGAUGAAAUAGAAUGGACUGAGAGAGAUACUAUCUAUUUAUUACCUCUUCAUGAAUUGAGAAGUCAAUUAGGAGAUUUAUCAACUGAUAGACUUCACUUUAAAUCAUCACGAUUUUACAAUGAGUUUAUCUUUCAUUUAGAUAAUAUUAGUGCAGUAGCUAUUAUAGUUGAUGUAAUGGUAAUUAUUUAUUCUGGAGAACGUUUUAAGGCUAUUUAUCCUAUUGAAUUACUUUCUAUAGAACUUAAUGUCUGGAAAAAUACCAUUUCUUUUAGACUAGAUGAAAAUUAUAUUGAUAAUAGACUAGUUUCAUCAUUCUCAUCUCCACUAACACUACAAUGUGAUUUAACAACAGCAAGAGGAUUUAUUAAAAGAAUUUGUCAAAUAAGUAGGAAACAACGAUAUCAACGAUUGUUUGGAACGGAUCGACAUGACAUUGAAUGUUCUAAUACUGGAGUUCCAAAACAACUUGAACGAUUAAUUGAAGUUAUCUAUAGUUCUGAAGAAUUCACUAAACAAGGAUAUUUUGAUGUCAGGAUUGAUGACUGUGUUGUUCAAAUAAGAAACUUUGAAGAGCACGGAAUUAUAAGAAGUCCUAUUGCAGGUGGGUUACUUGUUAUGUAUUUAAUAUCAUUAAAUGAACCAAUGAUUCCAGUUGAACAUACAAAACAUUUUGUAUCAUUUGAUUUUCUAGAUAGAGAAGAUCGUAUUGAACUAUUAAGAAGAGCAUUCGAUGAAUUAACAGAUGCAAUGAGACCUAUUGUUAGUAUAGUUAUACAAUUAUUAUCGUUACAUUUUUCUUUCUCUAAAGAUAUAUUACCACAAGGAUUUGCUCCUUUAUUAUUUUAUGGUUUAACACCAGGAUUAUCAGAACGUAUUUUAUCUUUUUUAAUUCUAAAUUCAACUAGUGUUAUUAGUCAACAACCAAAAGUAGAGUUUUUACAAGAAUUUGUAUGGUCUCUACCUUCUAUUGACUUUCUCCCUACUUCUGUUGUUCUUAAAAUUAAUGCAGGAAUUGCUGCUUCUUCAGAAGUAUCAUCAGCAAAUGAACUAAUAUCAAAAAAAAAUGCAAGGAUUGUUCCCCAUUUAUUAAAUGAUUCAACUCGCUCAUUAAUAGAAACACCAAGGAGGCACGUUCAAAAGAAACGUUUUAGUAAAACAGAUUCUUUGAAUAUAAAAGCAAAAACACAACUAACAUUUGCAAAUCUUAGUGAUUUCCAAAAGAGCUCUCCAAUAGUAAGGUCUGUUAUUUUUUCUGUUGGUCCACAACGAACACAAUUAUCUCCUUCAAAAUUUUGUCAUUCUCCAUUAAAUACACCAAACUCAGUUUCAUCAUCUACUACCUUAACACCUUCAGUUAUAUCUUCUCCCAGUGAUUCAAGAAAUUCAUUAGAAGUUCCUAACCAAAAAGUAGAAAUUAAAUCAACUACUCGUUCUUCUAAUGUUACUAACCCACACCAACAAAGUGAAGUUAAACAUCAAGAACAUAAAAUAGAGAUUAGUAUUGAUAAUAAAAAGACAAUUUUCUCUAGUAAGUUUGGUCAAAUAAGACAACUUUACGAAUCGAAAGAUUUAGCUGUCUCUUCUCCUCGUAUAAAGUCACAAAUUAUUCAAAGUGAAAAAACUUCUCCAAAAACUUCUCCAAGGAUCUCUCCAAGAACUCCUCCAAUAAUAAAGGACAAAGAGCAAUAA
Messenger RNA from Entamoeba dispar SAW760, 3615 nucleotides. RefSeq names its product guanine nucleotide exchange factor, putative. The coding region runs from base 1 to 3615 and encodes 1204 amino acids. Gene Ontology annotation, biological process: positive regulation of GTPase activity; Ras protein signal transduction. Lineage: Eukaryota; Evosea; Mastigamoebida; Endamoebidae. The record is from RefSeq and is a predicted model, not a curated record. Gene Ontology annotation, molecular function: guanyl-nucleotide exchange factor activity. The transcript is spliced from 2 exons. Gene Ontology annotation, cellular component: plasma membrane.